AUGCUACUUCUCGGACUCACAGGUUCAAUUGCCACGGGCAAAUCUACCGUCUCCUCCAUCCUCUCCUCUCCACCAUACUCCCUCCCUAUAAUCGACGCCGACAUACUCGCCCGCAAAGUCGUCGAACCCGGUACCCCAGGAUAUCGAAAAAUUGUAUCCCACUUCCUCCCGACAACGCCAGACCUCCUCCUUAAAGACGGCGAAUAUGACGCGAACAAAUACCCUCCCACCCAUGGCGCGCCAUUAAACCGCCCGGCGUUAGGACGUAGAGUCUUCGGCGAUAGCGAGGAACGGAAAAGGGAUCGUGCACUGCUCAAUGGCAUUGUUCAUCCGGCAGUGCGGUGGGAGAUGUACAAACGAUUACUGAUUUGUUAUUUGAGGGGGAAUUGGGCGGUGGUUCUUGAUAUCCCACUACUUUUCGAGAGCGGGCUAGAUAAGAUUUGUGGGAUGGUUAUGGUUGUCGGGGUUAAGGAUCCGGAGAUGCAGAUACAGAGACUUAGGGCGAGAGAUCCGCAUUUGAGUGACGAGGAGGCCCGAGAUAGGGUUAGUAGCCAGGGAGAUGUUAGGACUAAGGCGAGGAGGGCCGAGUUCAUGGGGAGCGAAGGUGGGAGGGGUGUUGUGGUAUGGAAUGAUGGAGGAAAAGAUGACUUGGAGAGGGAGUUGCAAAGUGUAAUGCAGGAGGUGAGGAGAGGGAGUCCAAGAUGGUGGGCAUGGCUACUGAUGUUUCCACCGCUAGCAGGGCUAGUCGGAGUCUGGAAUUAUUGGAGAGGGCUGGCGAUUAGUCGGAGGUGGAGGGAUAAUGAGCUGAAGGAAAGGGCGAAGCUAUGA
This is a messenger RNA of Venustampulla echinocandica, 828 nucleotides long. Its product is annotated as Dephospho-CoA kinase. NCBI's taxonomy places the organism in Eukaryota, Fungi, Ascomycota, Leotiomycetes, Helotiales, Pleuroascaceae. Gene Ontology annotation, molecular function: ATP binding; dephospho-CoA kinase activity. The record is from RefSeq and is a predicted model, not a curated record. The coding region runs from base 1 to 828 and encodes 275 amino acids. The transcript has a single exon. Gene Ontology annotation, biological process: coenzyme A biosynthetic process.